UUCUCCAAUCUCAGCUGGGAGGUGGGAUCACACAUUCCUAAACAGUCCCUCUUUUUGCGUUUACUGUCCCCACUGCUUCCUCCUGUGGAAGUGAUCGCUACUUUGUGCACUAGUGCAAUGGGCUCCGUGCACAUACAGCUCUGUCCCUGUCUGAUGAAGACCCCACAGAAAGUCGUGCCAGGCUAUGUACGAUGGACAGUGACAGUGGCUGGGCACUGAGCUGACCUCAUUUACUUUAUUUCUUAUACAUUGCCUCCUUCUAGGAUGGAAGAUGGACCCUAUGUGUGCAUGGCAGUCUGGCUCAGGGCUUACCCAUUUGGUGCCACCCUGCUCCUCAUGCUUUUAUAUCUGACAUGUAGUAACCCCACCAGAGCCCCCUACAUGAUAUGCGGACCUUCUUUAUUAAAUGUAGAUGGGAUACAAGCUUCUUCAUAUAGGCAAUACAGAGAGGAUUGCAGAGGCCUCAUGGAUGAUGCAGGACCACCCAAUGCCACCCCUCAUCGUGUGCCCCUGGGCAGGGACUUGGGUCCUACCAUAGUGAUGCAGAGUCCAGGUCACAGACAACUGAGAGGUGGAAUUGUAGCAGAAUCCAGUACAGAUGUGUGCCCUAAACGGACAUCUCAACCACAUGAGGCUUCAGACUUGUUUGUGACAUCAGCAGCCCCCGGAACCGCGUGGACUCACUCGCUAUAUGCCCUGAUGCCUUCGUGGGUGAAAAGGGCGCUGUACAAGCGUGCGACAGUGACACAGAAACGACAACCCCGAGAUGUCCCAUCUUCUUCCAGUGGCGUAACAUUCCACAAAUGUGCAACUUUAAAUGACCAGGGAGGGCAGCAAACCACCUCCGUCCAACUGGUUGCAAACAACUCCGCCUCAGCAAUAAAGUUGUCUAAUGUUACUAUCUCUGACAACAUUACCGGCCUCAUCAUUGGAGAAGUCAGUUACAACAGCAGCACCUCGGGAACUGGCAUGCAGAGCUUCAGGAAAGAAUCUCUAACAGCUGGAGACUCCUUUAUAGUAUCAUAUGCUGCGUCGAUAAACACAAUGAAUGCCCAGAACGGACUGAAGUUUUCACUUCCCGCUGUGUUAACCUUUCAAAAUUCUACAGAGGUGUCUGCAGCAACAUUUAAUGUUGUGGUCCCAUUUUCCAUCACCGCAGUGGAAGUCUCCCAGGUGCUGCCUGACCAUGCUCUACAUUUUGCUGGAUUCAUUAUCGCCUUCGUUGUCUCGUUUUUGUUGACGUGCGCAGUUUUUCUUCUUCUCUACUACUCCAAGUGGUUCAAAAGUAGAUUAUCAGGACAAUCACAUCGAAUUGAUGAGCAAAAACAUAAACCACAAGCCAAACCCACCGAUGCAGUCACCGAAGACUCUGCUGCGAUUAAUCGUUUGAUUGACAUCCUGGCCCUGGAAGAGCCAGAGAACAUGCUUCAAGCGUUGGAUGACUCAGAGAUCAGCAGUAUAACCCAGGCAGAUGCAUAUUUGGAAGUGUGUCGAAUUCAAGUCUGCAAAGAUGUCACUGGGAUACUGCUGAGGCAGAUGGCCAGCACCGGGAGCCUCUCACCUCUGGAGGAGAGGAAGAUGUACGCUGCCCUGAGCGGGCACUGGAGCCACCUUGAGAAGAGAAUACGAGAAGAACAUCAGAGGAAAAUGGUGGCUCUGACGGCAGAAUGUAACCUGGACACCAGAAAACAAAUGGACAUUCAGUUGCGCAGGCAGAAAGAGGCUAGCGAAGAGGCGGAGGGGAUCAUGAAGCAUGCUGAGGAAAAGUCUUUCACAGAAUACAGAUCUCUCCUUGACAAGUUCCAUGGCCUCGAACAAACUGAGAUGAAGAGAAUACUUUUGUAUAAACAAGAGGAGCAGUUUGCCAGGGGCUACAGAGAGCUGACUAUCACUCACAGAACUGAACUUCAUAAGAUCUUCUUUGACCAAGUGACCCAUUCAGUGAAAAAUAAACCAGAAGUGCAAAAGGAUGUAAUUGAAGACUAUUUGAAAGUCCAGGUGGAGGCAGAAGACCUUCUGGAUUUUUUGCAAGCUACAAAAAAAUAUCACAUGAAUAAAAGACUUGCAGCUCAGAAGAACUUGUUAUACAACAUCCAACUAGGUGACAGUCGAGCUAGAUGUCUUUUGAAUUCUGCAGCAACACAAAUAGCGAAUCUUAUUAACAGGACAGAAAGGGCAGGACACAUAACGGACAGCCAGGCAGAGUCGCUUUUGGAAAGAUCCCAGACAGAAGUUUUAAAAGUGAAACAGAAGUUAGAAAACGUAUUGAAGCAGGAAAAGCGGAAAUUGCACCAGAAGCUUACGUCCAAGCGGAGCCGUCACAUUGCACAGAGGCUAAAAGAACAGAAGAAAGAGCUGAGCAGCACGCAGGAAGUCGGUAAGAACGGUAAGGAAGUGCAGCCCUAUUUGGAGCACUGGAGAAAACUGUUUGCUAAUCAUUGCCGGGAGCUUGAGGAGCUGUACGAGAAGCAUGAUAAUGAUGCCACAGAUGAAUUAAAGGAGAUUAAAUACAGCCUGACCGAGAAGGCAAUUGAAGAUCUCCGACACAUCCAAAGUGCUGUAAUUAUACAAGAAAUGAUAAAACUCAACGUGCCCAGACUACAUCUGCAACAAGUGCUGGAUGAGCACAAAAGAGAGACGGCACUCUUGGCUCAGCAGCUGGAGAAGGAGGAAAGUGACAAGGUGGGCGAGUCGAGAGCAUCUCUGGAAAUCACCGUGCGGAAGCUCGAUGACGAAUUCAAACUGAACCUUAAAGAGCAAAAGAAUCUGAGACACUGGGAGCAGCUGCUGUUUAUGAAGAUUCUCCUCUUACCGCUUUGUGUGUCUGAAGAUGACGUACAUAAGAUAAAGCAGGAGUUCUACUCUAGCUUUUCCCAGAUGGACAUUCCGUUGGCUCUCCCCAAAAUACAAGGCAGAAUGCUGCUCCAGAAAUACUUAAGUGACUGGGAAAAAGCAGAGCUGCAGAAAAUAGACCAAAACAUAUCGGAAGUUGAGAAGAAGUCGAGUUCAAAGACGAUGAAACAUCCUCAGGAUAGCGCUGCAGAGAUCCUGAAGAAAUCUGUAGAGGAAAAAGUACUGAUUUAUGAAGCACAAAUUACAGAUGACAAGAUUAAGCAGGCCCGAGGAGAGCUGCUUCUGCAACGAGUACAUCAGCUGAAGGCCAGAGAGUAUACAUUGGGAGAAUAUAUUGCUUCUUUACAGUUCCAGGUUGUUAAUAAUAAACUGCGGGCCCUGGAAAGCCACUCAGCACUUCUGCAGCUGCAGUCUCUGUUACUGAAGGAGGAGAAGAGCAAGUCUUCCAUCACCUCAGAGUAUGAACAGCUCCUGCAGACACUAAACCAGGAAAUAAGAGAGAUGGAUAGAAAAUUGGAAAACUGGAUACUUAAAGAGACAACCAUCAAUAGCAUUAAGGAGGAGGAUAAACUUCAUGUCACUGUGGAUGUUUCUGGUGAAGAGGAGAGUUUGCCUGUCUCAGCGACUCUACGCAAGACCCUGAACAGGCGGAAAUCCAUAAUAAGUCAUUACAGAGACAGAAUGCAGAGGGAACAAAUGGAGUAUGCGCUGGUGGAAGACCAAGAGGAGAAAGCCCAAAUGGACACAGCCCUAAGACUACACAAUCAGGAUAUCCGAUUGGCAGCUUAUCUGACAAAGCGAUCCCUGGUACCAGAGGGGAUGCUGCACCGAAUCCUCAGCCUGCUGCUUCCUGCAAGCCCGGAGAGUGAAAUAUCGUCUCUUCUAUAUUCAGUGGGUCAUAAAUAUUCAGACAGCGUCACAGAGAGUGACAGCAAUGAGGAUGGAGCUGACAGCUGGAAGAAGAGCAGGAAACAACAGGAGCUGUGGGUGGUCCUUGAGAAGCAAAUCAGGGAAGGUUUGGUAAAUACAGAGGAUGAGAAGGGUACAUUUUCUGCCAGGAAGAAGAGAAGCAUCCUGAAGAAGAAGAGACUGCGGCCUGUGAAGCGUGUCUCGUUUUCACACUCGGACAGUCUCUCCAAGCUCCUCCAGACCAGCAUUCGCUCCGAACAGUUUGGAAGUACAGAGUCCUUACACCUUCCAGAUGCUCCAGAGAAACUCUUCAUCUUCCGAGCCCCCAGUGUCUCUCCCACCCCUCUAAGGCUGCCCAGCAAGAAGCGAAACUUUCUCAAUUCCAAGAAGUCCAACGCCGUUUUUUCCUAAUGUGAUUGAAGGAGAUGGCAGUAACAUAAACCAAAAUGAUUUAUUUAUUAGUAUUUAUGCAGUGUAUUCUAUUUAUAAGCUGUGGCAUUCCGGCACUGUCUUUGUAUAUAAAAUUAAUAUGUAAAUAUGAAAAAUCUCAUUAAAAAUGUACAUGUAUAAAAUAUAAA
Messenger RNA from Pseudophryne corroboree (corroboree frog), 4340 nucleotides. It is a transcript of the gene EVC2, whose product is annotated as EvC ciliary complex subunit 2. Gene Ontology annotation, biological process: smoothened signaling pathway. NCBI's taxonomy places the organism in Eukaryota, Metazoa, Chordata, Amphibia, Anura, Myobatrachidae. Gene Ontology annotation, cellular component: plasma membrane protein complex; ciliary membrane. The record is from RefSeq and is a predicted model, not a curated record. The transcript has 22 exons. The coding region runs from base 265 to 4173 and encodes 1302 amino acids.